GGGGAAACUCAAGCCGUCACAGAGGAAACUCCCACAGUUCUCGACAGCGGUGAUGAGGAGCCGGCUGACAAGAAGGAAGCAGCGUUGAAAGAAGGACGAAGAAAAACAUUGAAAAUCUUUGUUAUGAGAGACCGGUGGAUGAGAACGUUUCCAGAGACAGUCGGAAAGGAAUGUCCCUCGGAAUGAUGCCUCUUUUCUGGGUCCUGCUUUGGUCAAUGCUCCAUCCUCUGGCUCUCUCCUGUGGUCAACACUGUUGUAUUGCUCAAGAGAGCGAUGGCCUUCAGAAAACGUCUCCGCUGCUGACGUCCUUGCGCUGCCACAACGACUACAAGUCCUUUGUCCACUGCGAGUGGAGGGAACUGGCAAACGAGUCGCUGCAGCUCUGGUUCAAGACAGAAAACGACGCGGAGAAGUGUGCGCCGCACAGCGCUGAGGUUCAGGAUGGAGGUCCGCACAGGACGGCCCAGUGCAGGUACAGCACGAGUGCCUUCUCCCUGGGCAUCAAACACACGGUGUUCUUCGUAGAGGGCAAAGCGCCGACCCCCUGCUCGUCUGGCAGACUCAAGCCCGGGAAUCUUCAUCAGCACUUGAGAACCCGCCCACCGGAGAAUGUGUCCACACGUGGCGCAGGUGAUGGAGACAGGCGGCUUGUUUGGUCCAGCCCUUACCCCUCCUCCUCCACCCUGAACGAAGGCCUCACCUACCAGCUCAGCUAUAGGACAGACAGGCAGGACGACUGGACGACCGAGGACCUCACAGACACAAGUGUGAAACUAGAGAAGCGGCUGCUGCUUCCGGGUCACCUGUACGAGGCCAGGGUGAGGGCCCGGGCCAGCGUGGCUCAAUGGAGCGUCUGGAGUCCUGAGGUGACGUGGCGCAGUGAAGAAGGCGCGGGGCUGCUUCCCAGUUUGCAUUGCGUGCUGGAUGGGGAGAAGGCGGUGACGUGCAGCUGGAGGGUGAGCAGAGAGGUGGAUCACUACAUUACCCACCAGCUGGCAUGUCGACUCAACCAGACUGCGGCGUCUGAGAGAUGCUGCGUGAACCUCACGGUCAGCCCUGACCCCGGCAGGCCCGUGCUGAGGUACAGCUGCUCGCUGGCUGUUGCAGACCCUGCGCGUCUGCUUGUGGAGCUCCUUCCAACGCGCAAGGCCAAGACCUUCCAUGUCUCCAAACACAUUCGUCCCAGCCCGCCGCUGCAGGUGAAGGUGAGGCAGAAAGACACCAACUGGAUGGUGGAAUGGAUUGAGCCAAGCAUCGCUUCAAAAGUCAGACUGCAUUACCAGGUGUGCUAUUACAGCACAGAGGAGCAGGGAUCUUAUGUCCUUCAGAACAUUUCCAAGGGCUCCAAGUCCCUGAGCAUCCUGGGGACGUCUCUGGUCCCUUCCCGGCGUUACUGGGUCAAGGUCAGAUCACUGGUGAACCCCAGCGACUAUGAAGGAGUCCCGUCUGAAUGGACCGAUCCAGUGGAAUGGACCUCCCUAGAGGCCACCUGGUCUCCAACAACGCUGAUCUACUUCACCCUCGGUCUGUUUGUAGCCGCUGUCUUCCUCACAAUCUACUUCACCGUUCCAGCUUGUCGAAGGAGGGCGGUUCUGUGGGUAGACUCAGUCCCUUCUCCGGGCAAAAGCAAAAUCCUCUCCGAGAUCAAGUUGGCCUCAGAUGGGGAGAGCAUGAGCAUCUGCCAAGUCAUGCGUUUGGACAGUGUCAUGUCGACAUGCUCCUCGGCCGCUCUGCUGUGGCCAAUCAAGGACGCCGGUCAAAGGCACCUGGAGCAGGACGAGGGCUGCUGGGAGUGUGAUAACCUGUCCCCCCCUGCUGAAAAGAAUAAGCACUCUGACACGUCCUCCAUGAGCUUCAGCGGUCCAUACAUCUUCUGUCAGUCAUCAGAACCGAGCCACGAGUGCACGGGUGUCCGGGGUGAAGACAAGGAGAUGCAGGAAGAGCCCCCGCCGGACGACUCUCUGUCUCCCUCCCCGAUGAUGUCCGCCCUCUUCGGGGAAGGGUACGUGUGUCUGCCCGGCCGCGGCGUCUCCAGGUCCACACAGGAUCUCGUAUCUCACAGCGACGCCGAAGGGACCCCACAGAGACACGGCCACGCCGAGCAGGACCAACAGUGUCUGGAUGACACGGAGGUGCCGCCGGGCCCAAGCGAGACCGCCAGCGACCUGACCUCAGGACUCUCCUCGCCCCCCUGGUGCCAGGCACAGGCCUCAGGGUACUGCCACCUCCCUGCAGCUUUCGUGAGCGCAGCAAAGUGAA
Messenger RNA from Pungitius pungitius (ninespine stickleback), 2259 nucleotides. RefSeq names its product colony stimulating factor 2 receptor subunit beta (gene csf2rb). The transcript is spliced from 15 exons. The record is from RefSeq and is a predicted model, not a curated record. Gene Ontology annotation, cellular component: external side of plasma membrane. Gene Ontology annotation, molecular function: cytokine receptor activity; protein binding. Gene Ontology annotation, biological process: cytokine-mediated signaling pathway. Bases 171 to 2258 code for a protein of 695 amino acids. Lineage: Eukaryota; Metazoa; Chordata; Actinopteri; Perciformes; Gasterosteidae.